AUGGCUCCGAGAAAGGAGUACCGAAAAGCCGUGGACAUACCUUACGCUGUAGCAGAGAAUGCGUUCUCGUGUUUGCCUCCCCUCGCUCACAGCAAAGAGAACUACCAGACGUUGUACACAAACAAAUCAUUCAAGAAUGCGCCUUCCUGGUCCGCUGGUUGCAAACUCAUUAACAGCUUGAAGGCAUUGCUCGACGGGAGUGGGGGGUGCGGCAUACACCAGAAAAGUUUGUCAGAACACAUGAACACGUGGGUGAACAAUCAAGGUCUGGAUUGGACCGACGACAUGAAAGAGAGAGCCUGUUUCAAUUUGCGAUGCUUGUUGUCCCAACUGUUGAACCACAAGUCAAAUUCAAGGUCAAUUCCAUCCAGUUGGCAGCAGAAGUAUUCAGUUCUCUGGGAUAAGUUAUCAGGUCAGCCACAAGCAUCGCCUACGCGAGUUGCUCAGCAUGCCUCUGGGGCGGCCUCCAGCGAUGUGGAAGUAACGGGGGAAGGCGACAAUAAAGCAAACACUGAGGUGGUCGAUGUUUCUGAAUGCGAAUCCUCGUCGAGCAUCGUCGACAAGUCGGCGCUGUUCAGCAGCGCUGAUCCAGCUUUGGACUCAAUCCUGAAGGCAGGCGGCACCGCGCCUGAAGCUAAGAUCUCAUCGACCCAGCCUUCUGUGGAUACGACUGGGCGCGCUGAGGUGGCACCAAAAGAUGUUGAGCGACUUUCUUCAUCGGGGGCGGGGGCCGUCACGUCGCGGCAGUUUGCGCAGUUGAAUUCCAAGCUCAAGGAGGAUCAGCGGUCGAAGUCAACUAAGAGAAUCGGUAAGAAGAUCAAGCCUGAGAAGGUUCGUAGGAAGCCAGCAAAAGCUCCAGGGAAUGCAACGAUCAUGAGACGACCUGCUAGUGCUGACACGCUGUGCCAAGCGUAUCUCAAGCGCGAGCACUCCAAGGCUUUCCAUGCAGCCAGGGUGACUGCGAUGAGCAACGGGAAGACACCCGAUGAGGUUAGGGAAGCGAGCUCCGAGGCAGGCAAGGCUUGUUUAGAGGAGAUCCGCGAACUGUUUAAAGCGAAGCGCAUCGAUAGGGUAGGACAGCCGCUCGAGGGGGGCGACUAG
Messenger RNA from Prorocentrum cordatum, 1101 nucleotides. NCBI's taxonomy places the organism in Eukaryota, Dinophyceae, Prorocentrales, Prorocentraceae. The record is from the annotation of a GenBank genome assembly.